Strigops habroptila (Kakapo) is the source of this 10296-nucleotide messenger RNA. RefSeq names its product plexin D1 (gene PLXND1). NCBI's taxonomy places the organism in Eukaryota, Metazoa, Chordata, Aves, Psittaciformes, Psittacidae. Gene Ontology annotation, biological process: regulation of GTPase activity; endothelial cell migration; positive regulation of axonogenesis. The record is from RefSeq and is a predicted model, not a curated record. Gene Ontology annotation, cellular component: semaphorin receptor complex. Gene Ontology annotation, molecular function: semaphorin receptor activity; protein binding. Bases 2235 to 8033 code for a protein of 1932 amino acids. The transcript has 36 exons.
AGCAAUAAGAAAUCCUAAAAUAGGCAGAUUAAGAGUUUGGGAUCAUGGAGGUUUAUUUCUAUGCCAUUAAAGACAUGAUCACAUCUAAAAAUUGCUAACUUGUAGUUUAAAAAACCCAACAACUGGGAGUCCCACAUUUGAAACCAGACAGUAAGUCUAUUAAUUAAGGGUAUGGUUAGCACAGACAAUGAGUGAGAUGGCAAGAGAGCCCAGCAUUUAACGCAGCGCAGGUUUUUGAUGGACAUGGCGUGGCCAAGGCAGUUGUGUAUUAAUUAGUGCUCGGAAGAGGGUGAGGAGUCAGGAAGGGGGAGAGGGAAAUUGGCAGGUGUAGAAAUGAGAUUAGACAACAACGGAGGAUUUUUUCUCUCCAGAACAGAAGUCGUGCAGAAUCCUCAUCAGUCUCGCUAGCAUGUUUGUAUGAACAAAGAUCCAUGCCACGGGAACGGGCACGGCAGUAAGGCACAGCGGGGGAAUAGGGAGCAGGAGGACAGUGUUCCAGGGCUUGCCUCUGGAGUGUUUCCAGGAGUCGUGACCAAAUACCAGCCUCAAUUUCCCACCCUUAUUUUAAAUGCUGCUGACCGUUUGUGGAUGGCGAGGUGUCUCCAUGCUCAACCUUUACAAGGGGACCUGUGCCAGUUUGUGGAUGUACUGCUGCAGCUGCAUCAUGAAACCAAGCCCACGAGCUUCUCCUUUGCCUUCCUCCACCAUGCGGGUGCUCCAGCCCGGUCUCUGCUCUUAGUGGAAACUGAAGCUUGAGACAAGAAUGCUGUACCCACAUCCUAUAACCGCUCCACUUGGCUGCCUGCUCUGCCAUUGCUUCACCUUGAAGCAUCCACACAGUACUGAAAGCAUAUGACCAGCGUAUCUGCUCUGUGCUGGAGCCCACGCGUGCCCCCUCUUGCAUGGGGACUGGAUGUGCUGCCCAAGGGGUCGGGUCCCUCCUGGGUGCACUCGGACGCUACAGCUGUGCUCUCUGACACGAUAGCAUGGCAGGAGGUGAGCGCUGGUCUGAGCAAAGAGCUCAGGGCUCUUUGUUUAGUCUGCAGGGCCGCGAGCUAUGGGGGCAGGCAAAGCACCCGCUGCGGGGAGCGUGGCCCCGGGGUGUGUCCUAUGCCAGGAUGAUCCUGACUUACUCUGUAUCAUCUCACCCAGCAGUGCUCCUCAGCCUCGCAGCGCGUUCCCCUCCAUGACGAGGGAGUACGUUCACAUGCCCGCAGAGGAGGGAAGAGCUGCAGCUGAUGUGAACUGACACGUUCACCCACACAGGUAGCGUGUUCCCAUGCCGGCAAGGGCGGGAGGAUCAGCGGCUGCGCGCUCUUGGGCGGUUCUCCCCGCGGUGGAUUCCAGUAGGCGGAAUUUGGGAAUAUCAUCGCUUCUUUUUUUUUCUUUCCCUUCACAGUUAAAAAAGAGCCCGUUGGAGGGCAGAGGAGAUGCACAGUCCUCGGAUGAGCUGCGCUUAUGACAGAGCUGCUCUAGGGGUGGAGCCCGGCGCCGGCCGCGCUUCGCCUCCGCCCCGUUCCCUGGGGAGCUGUCGCUGUCCCCCAGGAGGGCGGCGGGGCCGGGGCUACCCCGGCGCCGAGCUGGCACCCCCGACAUCCCCCGCUACCCUCAAACGCGCAUCCCGCGGCUAGCGCGGCCCGCAGACGGGACGGGACGGGCCCGGGAGCCCCCGGCGGUGUCUGUGCUGAGGGGAAGGCGAGGAGACACCCCGUGGGACACCUCCGUUACGUGCUUUGUGUGUAUGCCCACUGUACGUGUUGCCUGCCCUGGCGCUGCGGGGCGCUGAGGGGUCUGCCCGCUCCGGCUCGCUGUGCUGUGCCGCCGCUGGGAAGGUGCGCCCUGUGUCCCAUCCCGCCCCCCCCCCCCCCGCCCCCUCCUGCCUCCUCCCGCCGGCCCGUUCUGCGCGAAAACGCGAAGGAGGCGGUGGGAAACCCGCAGGAGGCGCGGCCGAGGCGGGGACCGCCGCCCUGCCCGGUGCGCGGUCAGUUCUCCGCGUUCGCACGACGGGCCCGCACCGGGACCCAGCGAGUACCGGCGAGAGGGCGGGGGUGGGCGGGCGGAGGGAGGGAGGGAGGCGCGGUCGCGAUCGCCCCCCGCCGCACACCCGCCGCGGCCGCCACUUCCCGCGGGCGUCGCUCGGCGGCGGGCGCUGCCUCCGCAGGAAGCGGCCCCGCGGCCCGGCCCCUCCCGCCGCUCGGCGAAGGGCUCAUGCACUCUGCGGCGCGGGCGGCGGGAUGGCUCCGGCUCCGGGCGCUGAGCCGCGGCCCCCUGCGCUGCUGCCGCUCCUGCUGCUGCUGCUGCUGCUGUCCGGCCGAGCCGCCGGCCUGGAGGUGCAGCGCAAGUUCCUCUCGCCCACCCCCACCAACAACUUCGCCCUGGACGGCCCCGGCUCCCGCGUCUACCUGGCGGCCGUGAACCGGCUCUUCCAGCUGUCGGGGGGCGAGCUGGCGCUGGAGGCGGAGGCGGCGGUGGGGCCGGUGCUGGACAGCCCGCUCUGCCACGCACCGCAGCUGCCGCAGGCCUCCUGCGAGCACCCCAAGGUGCUCACCAACAACUACAACAAGAUCCUACAGCCCGACCCGGAGCAGGGCGUCCUCGUUGUCUGCGGCUCCAUCUACCAGGGCCUCUGCCAGCUGCGCAGCAUGAGCAACAUCUCGGCGGUGGCCGUGCGCUUCCCGCCGGGCGGCAGCGACCCGGUCACCGUCUUCCCCAGCAUGCUGAACGUGGCGGCGAACCACCCCAACGCCUCCACCGUGGGGCUGGUGCUGCGCCGUGGCGGCAGCGGCGGGGCGCGGCUGCUGGUGGCCGCUACCUACACUGGCUUCGGCAGCCCCUUCUUCCCCCGCAACCGCAGCCUGGAGGACCACCGCUUCGAGAACACGCCCGAAAUCGCCAUCCGUGCCCUCAACGCCCGCGGCGACCUGGCUAAGCUCUUCACCUUCGACAUCAACCCCUCCGACGACAACAUCUUCAAGAUCAAGCAGGGCGCCAAGGCGCGGCACAAGCUAAGCUUCGUCCGCGCCUUCCUGCAGCGCGGGGCCGCGCCGCCCGCCCGCCGCCCCUACGCGUACCUGGCGCUCAACAGCGAGGCAAACGCGGGCGACAAGGAGAGCCCCUCGCACAGCCUCCUGGCCCGCAUCUGCCUGGGCGAGGCGGCCGAGGCCACCCUCAACGGCAGCGGCGAGACUAAGAAGCUGACCGAGUCCUACAUUCAGCUGGGGCUGCGCUGCGGCGGCGCCAGCGACGCCUUCACCCGCCUCGUCUCCGUCUUCCCGGCGCGGGCGGCCUGGAGCAGCUCCGCGGCCCCGGGCCCGACCCCGCCGCCCCCCGAGGAGCUGCUCUUCGGUGUCUUCGAGCGGGCUGGGGCCGGCGGCGGUGGGGGGCGGCCGCAGUCAGCGCUCUGCGUCUUCCGCUUCGCCGAAAUCGAGGAGACGAUACGGGCCGCCCGCAACUCCUGCUUCGUCAGCCCGGCCGCCGGUAUGGUCACUGUGCUGGAUAGCGUGGUGCAGGGCACCGGCCCGGCCUGCGAGAAGAGGAACAUACAGCUGCAGCCGGAGCAGCUGGACUGUGGAGCAGCUCACCUUCAGCACCCACUGGCCAUCGUCAACCCCGUCACAGCGACUCCCGUGUUCACCUACAGUGGCCUGACCGCCGUGGCCGUGGCCAGCGUCAACAACUACACCGUGGUGUUCCUGGGCACCGCCAGCGGAGGACUCCUGAAGAUUAAUCUGGACAGUACGAUGAAGGUUGUUAGCAGGAGAUCCAUUUCGGUGGCUUAUGGAGAGCCUGUCCACCCUAUCAUGCAGUUUGACCCAUCUGAUUCUACCUACCUCUAUCUGAUGACCUCCUAUCAGAUGACGCGGGUGAAAGUGGCUGCCUGCAACCAGUACUCGACAUGCAUGGAGUGCCUGGCUGCUGCUGACGCUUACUGUGGGUGGUGCACGAUGGAGACCAGGUGUUCUCUGCAGCACGAGUGCACCAACUUCACAGGGGCCAACUUCUGGGCGAGCACAAGUGAAGGAGUGCAGCAGUGCCCUUCAAUGACCAUAUUGGAGCCCGAGAUUAAUAUCGACAAGGAGAACCCGAUCCUGAUAAUACAAAUAAAUGGGACUAUCCCGAACCUGAAUGGAACAAAUAUUUCAUGUGACUAUGGAAACAACAUCCACACGGUAGCCAGAGUUGCUGGAGAUUAUGUAAACCAAUUUAUUUAUUGCAGUUUACUUCCACGUGAGAAAUAUCCAGCGUUUCCAGAGGACCAAGACCACGUGGUUGUCGAAACUGCUCUCCGGGUCAACAGCAAAAACAUUAUCCGGGCCAAUUUCACCAUCUACGAUUGCAAAAGAACUGGAAACAUUUACCCGAAGAGAGCGUGCACCAGCUGCCUGUCAACUAGGUGGAAGUGUCACUGGUGCCCCUCCACCUAUGCCUGUGUUUCCAACCACUCGCAGUGUGACGAUGCGCUGCAGAUGAAGAAGAAGAUUGACUGCCCGCGGAUUAUCCCUGCGUCUCUGGAGCCCAUGCCCACAGGAGUGCCUCAGGACAUGAUGAUCGCACUGGCUAAUGCAACUUUCUCUAAGGAGACAGCCCUGGAAUGCCAUUUUGGGACUGACAGGACGUUUGAAGCCCGGUGGGUGAACUCCUCUGCUGUGGAGUGCGUACACGUGCUGCUCCACACACCAGAAAAAAGCCAUCUCUUCCCAGUGAACCUGCAGCUGAAGGAUAGACCAGACAGAUUUAUCGACAGUCCAGAGACGAUGACAGUGGAGGUGUACAACUGUGCGACCGGGAGCACCGACUGUUCCCAGUGCCUGGGGAGGGAGGACCUGGGGCACCGCUGCGUCUGGAGCGAGAGCAGCUCCAGCUGCCGCCUGCACAGCGAGAGCCCCCAGCUCUCAGACACCUGCCCCGCUCCGGAGAUUAAGAAGAUCGAGCCGCUGCGCGGGCCACUGGAAGGGGGCACCCUGCUGACCAUCCGCGGGAGGAACCUGGGCCGACGCUUCAGCGACGUCGUGGGCGCCGUGCGGAUCGGCAGCGUGCCAUGCGCGCCGCUGCCCGCCAGAUACAUCGUGUCUGAGGCGAUCGUGUGCGUGACUGGAGAGGCGCAGGAGGCGUUUUCGGAUGUGGUGACAGUGAACGUGAGCCGGGAAGGGAAGUCCAGGGAGCGAUACUCCUACGUGCUUCCCGUGGUGCAGUCUAUAGCUCCCCUGAAUGGCCCAAAGGCAGGAGGAACCAGAGUGACCAUCAGAGGCAGCAGGCUGGAUGUCGGCUCCGAGCUCCAUGUCCUCGUCAAUACCUCCAGGCAGUGCACUGACCUCAGCCGCAAUGCCAGCACCAUCACCUGCACCAUGCCCUCGGCGGAGCUCACCACGGCCGUGCGAAUCUGCGUUCAGUUCGAGAACAAGUCUUGUGCCAGCUACAACAUCACCUUCAAGUAUGAGAAGAACCCAAUUAUAUCAGACAUCAACCCCAAGAAGAGCCAGAUCAGUGGGGGCAGGAUCAUCACCCUUGAAGGAAGAGGCUUUGAACUGAUCCAGAACGUGUCCAUGGUGGUCCGAGGCAUUGGCAGAGAGCCAACGAGCUGCAAGGUUCACACCGACACCAUCAUCACCUGCCCCUCUCCUGCUGCCUCCAACGUCACUGUGGGGAGCAAGCCUGCACCCGUCGAUUUCUAUCUCAAUGGUCGCCUCUACACAGACGACCGUCCAGCUCUGGAUGAGGAGAUGUACCCCGAGGAGGCCUUGCACAUCAGCAAGUUCAGCCUGGAGUAUUAUGCUGACCCCCAGUUCUUCACAGCCAAGAAGGAGAAGUGGAUCAAGCACCAUCCUGGCGAGCCCUUAACCCUGGUUAUACAUAAAGAGCCUGACAGCCUGGGCCUGGAAAGCAAUGAGUACCAAGUGAAGAUUGGCCUUAUCUCAUGUGAGAUCCAGAUUGUUUCGGACAAAGUCAUCCACUGCUCUGUCAAUGAGUCACUGAGCACCUCGGACAGACAGUUACCGGUGACGAUCCAAGUUGGAAAGUUCAACUACACAAUUGCAAUGCUGCACCUUGGGGGAGGAGAGACCGCAAUCAUCGUCUCCAUUGUCAUCUGCAGCAUCCUGCUGGUCCUCUCUGUUGUAGCUCUCUUUGUGUUUUGCACAAAGAGCCGCAGAGCCGAGCGCUACUGGCAGAAAACCCUGCUCCAGAUGGAGGAGAUGGAGUCGCAGAUCCGGGAGGAAAUCCGCAAAGGUUUUGCAGAGCUGCAGACAGACAUGACAGACCUGACCAAGGAGUUAAACCGCAGCCAGGGGAUCCCAUUCCUGGAGUACAAGCACUUUGUCACCCGGACAUUCUUCCCCAAAUGUUCCUCACUCUACGAGGAGUGCUACAUCCUGCCGUCCCAGCAGCUCAGCUCCCAGGUGGGCUCCCAGGUCCAGGAAACUCAUCCACUCCUGGUGGGGGAAUGGAAAAUCCCUGAAAACUGUAGACCCAAUAUGGAAGAAGGAAUCUCGCUGUUCUCCACCUUACUCAACAACAAGCACUUCCUCAUCGUGUUUGUCCAUGCUCUCGAGCAACAGAAGGACUUUGCUGUUAGAGACAGAUGUAACCUGGCCUCCCUGCUUACUAUUGCGUUGCAUGGGAAACUGGAGUAUUACACCAGCAUCAUGAAGGACCUCUUGGUGGAUCUAAUAGAUGCUUCAGCUUCCAAAAACCCCAAGCUGAUGCUGAGGAGAACAGAAUCUGUGGUGGAGAAGAUGCUCACCAACUGGAUGUCCAUUUGCAUGUACAGCUAUCUCAGAGAGACAGUCGGUGAGCCCUUCUUCCUGCUCAUCUGUGCAAUCAAACAGCAGAUUAACAAAGGCUCCAUCGACGCCAUUACAGGGAAGGCCAGGUACACCCUGAACGAGGAGUGGCUCCUGAGGGAGAACAUUGAGGCAAAGCCGAGGAACCUCAACGUCUCCUUCCAAGGCUGCGGCAUGGACUCCCUGAGUGUCAGGGCCAUGGACACAGACACACUCAGCCAAGUGAAGGAGAAGAUUCUGGAGGCCUUCUGCAAGAACGUCCCCUAUUCCCAGUGGCCAAGGGUGGAAGAUGUUGACCUUGAGUGGUUCGCCACCAGCACUGACAGCUACAUCCUCCGGGACCUUGAUGACACCUCGGUGGUGGAGGACGGCAGGAAGAAACUCAACACAUUAGCACAUUACAAGAUCCCUGAAGGGGCAUCACUGGCCAUGAGUUUGUCAGACAAGAAGGACACUACACUGAGCAGAGUGAAGGAUCUGGACACAGAGAAAUACUUCCACUUGGUUCUCCCAACCGAUGAGUCAGUUGAACAUAAGAAGUCCCACAGGCAGAGCCAUAGGAAGAAAGUCCUGCCUGAGAUUUACCUGACCAGGCUGCUCUCCACAAAGGGCACGCUGCAGAAGUUCCUGGACGACUUGUUCAAAGCCAUUCUCAGCAUCCGAGAUGAUAAACCACCUGUGGCUGUGAAGUAUUUCUUUGACUUCCUAGAGGAGCAAGCAGAGAAAAGAGGGAUCACAGACCCUGACACUAUGCACAUCUGGAAGACCAACAGCCUACCUCUGAGGUUUUGGGUCAACAUCCUGAAGAACCCCCAGUUCGUCUUUGACAUUGACAAGACAGACCAUAUCGAUGCCUGUCUCUCUGUGAUAGCCCAGGCCUUCAUUGAUGCUUGCUCCCUGUCCGACCUGCAGCUAGGCAAGGACUCCCCAACCAAUAAACUGCUAUAUGCCAAGGAGAUCCCCGAGUACAGGAAGAUAGUGCAGCGAUACUACAAGCAAAUCCACGACAUGCCGCCGCUCAGUGAGCAGGAGAUGAACGCUCACCUGGCUGAGGAGUCGCGGAAAUACCGGAAUGAAUUCAACACCAACGUCGCCAUGGCAGAGAUCUACAAAUAUGCCAAGCGCUACCGCUCCCAGAUCGUGGCUGCCCUGGACGCCAACCCCACGACGAAGCGCACCCAGCUCCAGCACAAGUUUGAGCAAGUGAUUGCACUCAUGGAAGAUAACAUUUACGAGUGCUGCAGUGAAGCCUAGGCUGGCUGCAGCCCUGGAAGUGACCUUCUCCGUAGCUCAGUGCUGUAGGCAACCUGCCUUCAGCCGCGGAUACGCCAUGGAUCGCCUCCGCCAGGGCCAAUCUCAAACCAGCCUCGCGGUGGGGGCGGGCCUGGCCCGUGGCUGAAGGGCUCCUCACCCAACAAGAAGCCACGAGACACCUUUCUGAGCAGCUCAAACCCCCUCUGGUCUGCGCUGUGGCACCCAUAAUUUAUUUGCUGUUGCCAGCCAGAAAUGGAGACGUGACACUUGUGGCAAGCUCAGUUCACCGUUUCCCUCUGAUCAGCACCCAAGCGGUCAGUGGCUCCCUGCAUCCCUGUUUGUGGUUCCUCAGGACAGAGAUGGGGCUGCAGAAGCCAUAACAAUUACACAAAGCAGAAGGGUAGCCUCAGGGAGCAGAGACAGCAAAGGCCAUCAGAGCAACGCCUGUGCUCCCUGCCACACCACCCCUCCGACAUCCUUGUUUUUCCAACACCAGGGACUCUAUCAGCUGAUCACUAUCUGCUGCAUUCUGUGUAUUUUUGUGCCUUUUAAUUUUUGUACUGUAUGUGUAAACAUAACCACUCGUCCAUCUGAGACUUGGGCAACAUGGGGAACUCGGGGUUAAGACAAAGCAGUUGCUUCCCAAGUAGCCGGGGCAUGGUGAAAGCACUUUAUCCCCUAAUGGAGACAGCUGUUAUGGAGCAUGUUCCACAUUAGACUGUGGGAAGGGCUGUUCCCCCCUCCCCAGGUUCCCCCACCUGCGUGCACAGUGAGCUGGAGCUGGGUAGUAAGUAUCAUGCCAAAAGGGGUCCGCUCCUGCUUACACCCUCCACGAGUGGGCUCGAGCCACACACAGGGCAGAACACAAGGUAGCACCUUCCCCCCUCUGCCCCACAUGCUCCAGCAUCUCCCUGCGAUCAUCCUUGAAAACAAGGUCAGUGCUGCAGAGGUGUCUUCCUGAAGCAGCGUGUUCUGCUCGCUUCGCACCCAGCCCACCAUAGUUGAGACCUGAGAGCAGCAAAGAGAGCGCAGUUCUGCGUGUCCAGUCUUUUUUUGGCUGAUAAAGGUAAAGGGUCUGCACCCUGUUCCCUGGCAGCAUGAUGCUCAGGAGGCCAGCAGAGCAGCUCCGGCACCCCACACUGCAAAUAAAGUGUUGCAGAGGCCCCUCUGUAGAGGCUGGACCACAGCAAAUGCCAGCGUUUGCUUGCAGGCAAAUGCUUGAAGCCAGCGUUUGCAUGCAGGCAAAGGCAACCUGCCCAUGAAAGCUAAACCCAGCCGUAGCCACCGUGUUUCCAAACUGCCAAAUAGAACAUUAAAAGUUACUACCUCACUCCAGGCAGGGUCUAAGGUGAGCCUCUGCUACCCAUCAGCUGGUGAGGAUGCAACCUGGUGUUAGAUGACUUUGGUCCACCAAACUCCUCCUGGGUGACUCACUGCCAUGGACAGGUGGCCUCCAUCCCAUCAUUCCCAGUAAUGCCACAGUUGUCAGGAAUUGGAACACCAGAACUGUGUGUGUGUAUAUAGAUAUCUAUUUUAAAACAAAUGAUAGACUUUAUUCAGUAUGUUAAGCCGGGGGGGGUGGGGGGUGGGAAAGGGGAAGAACAGAGGUUUUUUUUAAGAGAACUACAAAAAAAGUACAUACACUGUGGAGGUUUCGAUGUCUUUGCUGAGGAUGUGGCUUCAGAAUAGAAACUCUAAGAAUGUAGCUGGGCUACAUUUUAUUUUGAAAGUGAUUUCACACAAAAAAACCCUUGAAUUUUUUUUUCCUUUUAGAAACUGUGAAUAGCUGCCAGAGACACAGGCAGGCCCAGCACCGGGGGCGAGGGCAAGGAGCACCAGGGUAGCAGAGAAUGUUGAGCUUGGCUGGAGGUGGGGAAGGGGCCAUGGAGCGAUAGCCCCAUGCUGUUGUAAGGACGGGAUACAGGUGAGCUGACAGUGUGUUUUGCCUCCAGGUGAUCUGACUGGGCCAUAUACUGGGGCUAUUGCUUUAUUAUUUAAGUUUACCCAAAGCAAAAAGAAAAAAAAAAAAAAAAAAAAAAAGGAAAAAAGAAAAAAAAAAAGGAGUUGCUACAACCAGUUUAAAGGAACAACUUUACCAGGGCAGAAGCUUGAGGGUUUGUAGUGUUGCCUUGAACCCCGAGCCCUUUGUAACAUGUUUUUAAACUUUGGCACGUGUUGUGGGUGUAGUGCCCUUACCUGCUGUCUAGUGGAAGUGGCAGACUCUUGGAAAAGCCUAUCUUUGUAAUAAAACAAGGUGCUGAAA